GUAUAAAAUCUCCUUUAUUGAUGAAGCGUCUAUUUAAAAGUAAACUGGUCUGCUGUAAACAUUGAGGUGUUUCCCGUGAACCUCCAUAAUACCCAAAAAGCCAAUUGAAUUACCCUACUGUACAUUUUACGCAUAAGAUUAUCAUUAGAGUGAAGAAUUCAUAAGUAAUAACAAGAUUUAAGUACGUUUUAUUUUUGGUUUUCGCCGGGAAGUAUUUUCGUGAACAAAACAGCCUCAAUAUGAAGUCAAUGCUUUUAAGAGACUCUGUGAAAAAGGCAUCUCAAUUUCAAAAAGUACUCCAUAAAGAUCCAACUCAAGCUGAAAAAUUAUUGGAAGAACGCCGACAACUGUUGGAACAAGCAAAGUCAGCAUCAGAAGAUGAUGAUUCACACUCUAAAGUUAGCUUACAAUCUCAUUGGGAACGCCUAAAACGUGAUGAAAAUUUAAUGAAGAGAGUACUAAGCAAUGGGGCUAGCUUAACUGGGCCGGAUAAUGUUGAGAAUGUUAGAACUAUGGAGAACAUGUAUGAACUGCAAGAAGCGAACUCACUGGAUAAUUCUAUUCGAGGAACUAAUGAACUACUUGAGCGAGCACUAGCUACUCGUGAAGAUUUUGAGUAUCAGAAUAGUGUCCUCCAAAACGUCUCUGAUCGUAUUAAUCAUGUGGCAUUAUCUAUACCAUUUAUAAACCAAGUUUUACGAAAAACAAAAUCUAGAAAGCAAAGAGAUGUUAUUCUUCUAUCUGUUUUAAUAUCCACCUUAACCUUGCUUUUCUUCUUUUUCCACUAAAGCUUUCGUUAUGGAGUGCAAAUGAAUGUACCAUAUCCGUUGAUCCUUUUCAUUAAUUAUUCUUUUGUUUAUUCCUUGUUAGACUGGCUUUUCAGAAACUCACAAGCAGCAUGAAACUCUGUUAACUCUUUCUCUGUCGGAAAGCCCGUGGCUGCCCAUCUUAUCUUGCAAGAUUCAUCGAGUAAAAACACAUUUCCAACCAGUCGAUUGUUCCACUGGAUUUCCGGGUAGCGUAAUCGUCUGUUCAAUGCAAUAACGUAAUUGUUCUAUAUCGUUAGUCGAGUCAAGCUCAAGAAUAUAAUCCACUUACCCAACUUUCCUUUGAAGGAAGAGAGCGUUUGAUACUUCCGGAAAACAUUCGUGUCAAAAAGUACUUGAGUAUAUUUGACUGAACGUUGAAAAAGAAGACAGGAAAGUCGGUAACUUUAUCGAUUCCCGUUAUCCAUUGCUUACACUGGUUUUCUCCAUAACUAUUACCAAAGAGCAACAAUAUAAAGGGCUUCCCCAAGCAAUUCUUGUAAAGAUCAACUUUUUCUUUGGAUAAAGAUUUUCCUUCGAAAUUGUACAUCCAGAGAGAGGACUGAAAACUGUUAAUAUAUUUGCGACUCUAACCUUGCUGGCGACAACUUUUGAUUAUGAUAAUCUUACCUCCUUUUUGAACACCCUUGGUGGAGCAUAGAAUAAUUUUCCCUUUUUUUCUUGAACUUCAGAAAUAUCUUGGACUAUGGAUCCUCUCAUUUCUCUGAGAAUUUUGUCUUGUCGUUGACCGGCUGUCAACUUGGAUUGUUUAUUGUUCACUGCAUAUGAGCUAUCGAGAGGAGGUUGUGCAAGACCAAUUGGUGUUAAUAAUUUAGGUAUUUUAACAACCUCUUGACUGGAACUUUGACUGUAAUUGCGUAUACAUCCUAAAGGUUUCAGGCAAACGCCAGUAAGUGUGUUCAGAUUUCUCAGACUUAAGUACGGCAUAAAAGCUGCUUUUCUGUAAAUUGUUUCAGAAUUAAUGAAUUAAGACUACCAAAAUGAGUUAGAAUAUGCAAAGAUUUAACGAAAACGACACAACUGAAUUACGAAGUCAUCUUAACAAUUCAGAUAUGCUAUUGUUACCUGUAUGUGAUAUAUGUUACUGGGUUUUCAAAAUGAAAAAGUCAAUGUUAAAUUAUAUGGAUUGAGUCAAAUUUGGAAUAAAUACCUCUGAAGGUUAUAAAAAAGAAAGGAAUAAAAUCAAUAAGCAGUGUUUAAUAACUGGAUUUUGACAACGACAGCAGAUGUCAAUAUACUUCCAUACAUGAUCAUGAUGAAAACAUCUUCUUUUUGCUUGAGACGAAUAAAAUUCAUGCGUUAUAUGACCAACUUGUGAAAAUAAAGUAGGCUUGAGUGUAAUAGCUAAAGGUUAUGAGUAAUGGUAUGCCGGUUUGUCGCAGUUGGAAUAAAAAAGGUAAACGACUUUGCAUUGAUAUCCGUUCUCUUACUCAUUAAUCUAUGAUUGUUAUUAAGAAUCUAAACGGUCAUAACUAAAUCUCAUGAACACGUGUCAAUUUUUUUUAGCUGUGUAUAUACCUAUUCCAUGAUUUCGAAUCAAAUCAGCUAAUGGAAGCUCAUCCGCGUCGUCCAG
Molecule: messenger RNA, 2400 nt
Organism: Schizosaccharomyces cryophilus OY26
Lineage: Eukaryota; Fungi; Ascomycota; Schizosaccharomycetes; Schizosaccharomycetales; Schizosaccharomycetaceae
Product: SNARE Gos1
Exons: 1
Coding region: 240-788 (182 amino acids)
Biological process (GO): endoplasmic reticulum to Golgi vesicle-mediated transport; vesicle fusion
Cellular component (GO): SNARE complex; cis-Golgi network; Golgi membrane
Molecular function (GO): SNAP receptor activity
Source: RefSeq, a predicted model, not a curated record